AACGAGACAAAAGAAGUAAUCCAUUGCUCAUGUAAGAUAGGGUCAACCCCUUUUUCUGUCAUUUGUGAGUGGUGCAGCUCUGAGAUGGCCAUUAAUGGAAUUAUAUUUGGUAAACGUUCUGAAAGGCCAGACAACAGCAUACCCCUGUUGAUAUCUUCGAUGAUCCUCUUACAUCGUCUCCUCCAUAUUUCAAUAACAACCCUCCCAUCCGUUCACAUUCAAUUCCACAUGCCGCCCGCCCAUAUUACACCAAUCGCCACCACUCUCUUCUCGUCCAUGCAAUUACCCAAACACUUCUUUAGUUCAUUUCCUCUUCACCUCUGCAGACAAGGCCAAAGCUACCUUCCUCUGUCUCUCUUUUACUCUACUUACAGAGUAGUAAGGGAAAGAGUUGCUGUCACUGUUCUGUUUCGAGCAGUAAGGGAAAGGGUAUAAAAUGACCACCGCCGCCGCCGACGGAGGUGGUUUUUUGAAGUCUUUUUCUGUGUGUGCGGCGGUUGCAGUGCUGCUGACUGCGUUUGUAGUCUGUCAGGCGGACGGAAGAAGCUCGGGUACGACUUUGGGGAUUCUUUUGGAGGUGAAAAGAUCGUUUCUUGAUGACCCGGAAGGAGUCUUGAAGGAGGGGUGGUCGGAGAUGAACCGGAGCUACUGUUCAUGGCGGGGUGUCUCGUGUGGAGGAGCUGGUCGGAAGGCGGUGGUGGGUCUGAACCUAUCUGACUCGUCGCUCGGCGGGUCAAUCUCGCCUGCACUCAGUCUCUUGACUCACCUGCUCCACCUUGAUCUUUCUUCUAACCGCCUCUCAGGCCCCAUUCCACCUGCUCUCUCCAACCUUUCAUCUCUGGAGUCGUUGCUUCUCUUCUCCAACCGAAUUGGUGGGCCCAUCCCUGCCGAGCUCGGGCUGCUCAGUAAUCUGCAAGUGCUCAGACUCGGCGACAAUGGCGGCAUUACUGGCCCGAUUCCGGCUUCUUUGGGCAACCUUAAAAGCAUUGUCACCCUUGGACUGGCCUCAUGUAACCUCACCGGUCUCAUUCCGCCUGAACUCGGAAGGCUAACUCAGCUCCAGAAUCUCAAUUUGCAGCAGAAUCAUCUGGAAGGGCCUUUACCGCCAGAGAUUUCCAGUAUAUCUCACCUUACUGCGUUUAGUGCCGCCAUGAACGGCCUUAACGGCUCCAUUCCUGAAGAACUUGUGGCCUUAAAAAAUCUCCAGAUACUUAAUCUUGCCAAUAACACACUCACUGGCGAGAUUCCGAGUCAGCUCGGGGAAAUGGGCAGCUUAACUUAUCUCAACCUUCUCGGGAAUCGUCUUAGUGGUUCAAUCCCAAAGUCACUGGGGAAUAUGAAUAGUCUUCAGAGCUUGGAUUUGUCUGGAAACCAGCUCACUGGUGGAAUUCCGGGAGAACUAGGCGGUUUGAGUAGACUCGAAUUCUUGGUGCUGACCAGCAAUGAUCUUUCGGGUGUCAUUCCAGAGACUAUCUGCUACAAUGCCAGUAACUUGAAGCACUUGAUGCUCUCACAAACAAAUAUAUCUGGUGAGAUCCCACCGGGGUUAAGCCAGUGUCGGGCACUUCAACAGCUAGAUUUGUCAAACAAUACGAUCAGUGGAUCCAUCCCGGUGGAGCUUUACGAGCUGACUGAGUUAACUGAUCUUGUGCUUAACAAUAACAGCUUGGACGGUAUGGUUUCCCCGUUUGUAGGAAAUCUUACCAAUCUUAAGACAUUGUCCUUAUUUCAUAACAAUUUAGGUGGAGAAUUGCCAAGGGAAAUAGGAAUGCUUGGGAAUCUUGAGGUUCUGUUUCUCUACGAGAAUCGCUUCACCGGAGCUAUCCCUAUGGAGAUCGGAAACUGUUCAAACUUGGAAUUCAUUGAUUUUUAUGGAAACCAGUUCACUGGACAAAUUCCCCUUACCAUGGGGAGGCUAAAGAGGCUGAGUUUCCUACACCUGAGAGAGAAUGAUCUCUCUGGUGAGAUUCCCUCCAGUUUGGGUAACUGCCACCAACUAGAUACUCUUGACUUGGCGGAUAACCGCCUUUCGGGUGGCAUUCCUCCCACUUUCAGUUAUCUUCGAGCUCUCACUUUGCUGAUGCUCUACAACAAUUCUCUUGUAGGGAGUAUUCCGGAGGAUUUGAGAAACAUCGCAAAUCUAACAAGAAUCAAUCUUUCGAAUAACAAAUUGAGUGGCAGUCUUGAUCCUAUGUGCACCUCCCGUGCUUUCCUUUCUUUUGAUGUCACAAACAAUGCGUUUGAUCAAGAAAUUCCAUCCAACUUAGGGAAUUCACCCAAUCUUGAUAGACUAAGGUUGGGGGACAACAGAUUAGUAGGAAAUAUCCCGUGGACUUUCGGAUUUAUCCGUGAAUUAUCACUUUUAGAUAUCUCGGGAAAUAAACUCAGUGGUUUUAUCCCUCCGCAACUAUCGCUUUGCCGAAAGUUGGCCCAUCUUGAUCUCAACAAUAAUCUUUUAUAUGGACCAAUCCCAAUUUGGCUUGGAAGUUUGCCUCUACUUGGUGAACUUAAGCUGUCUGCCAAUCGGUUUUCCGGACCUCUUCCUCUAGAGCUAUUCAACUGCUCUAACCUUCUGGUUUUGUCUCUAGAAAAGAAUUUACUGAAUGGAACUCUCCCAUCUGAAAUUGGAAACCUGAACUCCCUCAAUGUACUCAACCUUGAUGGUAACAGCUUCUCUGGUUCAAUACCUUCAAUGAUUGGUGGCUUGAGCAAGCUCUAUGAGCUCCGAUUAUCGCGAAACAACUUCACAGGUGAAAUUCCAAAAGAGGUCGGCCAACUGAAGAAUCUCCAAAGCAUCCUUGAUUUCAGUUACAACAACCUCAGCGGCCACAUCCCACCAUCGAUCGCAACUCUCUCUAAACUUGAACAGCUUGAUCUGUCACACAAUGAUCUUGAAGGUGAGAUUCCCCCUCAAGUAGCUAAAAUGAGCAGUUUAGGCAGACUGAAUCUAUCUUAUAACAAACUUCAAGGGAAAUUGGACGAGCGAUAUGCACACUGGCCGGUUGACUCAUUCCUUGGAAACUCACUACUUUGUGGUAGUCCCUUGGGUUUAAAGUGCGGAAAUAUAGGGUUGAGGAAGAAUCCAGAGUCACGCCUAAGUAACACAAUGGUGGUGAUCUCAGCCAUAUUGGCUACACUUGGGAUCAUUCUUCUCUUACUUGGAGCUGCCCUCUUCUUCAAAAGGGAAACAAACAGGAGAAAAGAAGAGAAAUGUGCAUCUUCUUCUGGUUCUUCUUCCCGUGCACAGAAGAAACCACUCUUUUCAAAUACUUCUAAAAAGCGGGAUAUCAGAUGGGAUGAUAUAAUGGAAGCAACCAAUAAUUUAAGCGACGAGUUCAUCAUAGGGUCUGGGGGAUCUGGAACAGUCUACAAAGCUGAGCUGUUCAAUGGAGAAACAGUUGCAAUCAAGAGAAUACCAAGGAAGGAUGACCUCUUUCUGGACAAAAGUUUUGCCAGAGAGUUGAAGACGCUGUGGAGGAUAAGGCAUAGGCAUCUGGUGAGGUUAGUGGGAUAUUGUAGCAACAAAGGGAAGGAUUCUAACAUGUUGAUCUAUGAGUAUAUGGAGAAUGGCAGCCUGUGGGAUUGGCUGCAUAAUCAACCAGCUGGUAAUAAGAGCAAGAGCAAGAAGUGCCUCCUUGAUUGGGAAGCAAGGAUGAAGAUAGUAAUGGGAUUAGCGCAAGCAGUUGAAUAUCUCCAUCAUGACUGUGUGCCUAAGAUCAUCCAUAGAGAUAUCAAAUCAAGUAACAUUCUGCUCGACUCAAACAUGGAAGCACAUUUAGGGGAUUUCGGGCUCGCCAAAGCCAUUACCAAUGACUCCCUGACCACAGAAUCGAACUCCUGGUUUGCUGGCUCCUAUGGCUAUAUGGCACCAGAGUAUGCGUAUUCAUUGAAAGCAACAGAAAAGAUUGAUGUGUACAGCAUGGGGAUUGUGAUGAUGGAGAUUGUGAGUGGAAGGAUGCCAACUGAUGGGAGUUUUGGGGAACACGUCGACAUGGUGAGAUGGGUGGAGUCACGCAUGGAGGAGAUGCAGCACGGAUCAACUGCUCGUGAGGAGCUUAUUGACCCAUUGCUAAAACCAUUGUUGCCCUAUGAAGAAAGUUGCGCAUUCCAGGUGCUGGAAAUUGCGCUACGAUGCACAAAAACUGCACCAGCUGAACGUCCACCGUCACGCCAAGUGUGUGAUCUGUUAAGGCCUGUUUCUAAACAAGACAAGGCUGUUGCUGUUCACUUUGAUAAAUCAAGAAGCCAUAGUUCCUUACCCUAGUCUCUGAAACCUUUUCUCUCUGCCAUGUCGGUCUAAAGAGGAAGGGGUAAGAUCACCACAUUAAUAAAUUCCAAACUCAGUCAUUUUUAGCCUAACAUAACAUUCACUGCUCAUCAAAUGAUUUAAGUCAUUUUUCGGUUAGCAAUGUGAACUGCAUUCAGCUAGAUACAUACAAUGAGCUUAUUAAUUAGGUACAUUAACAACACCUGCAGUUAUCCUGAUCAGAUAAAUUGCCAACAUGAAAUUCAAGAGUUGGAUUUAAU
Cuscuta europaea is the source of this 4527-nucleotide messenger RNA. The record is from the annotation of a GenBank genome assembly. NCBI's taxonomy places the organism in Eukaryota, Viridiplantae, Streptophyta, Magnoliopsida, Solanales, Convolvulaceae.